Antrostomus carolinensis (chuck-will's-widow) is the source of this 1038-nucleotide messenger RNA. Its product is annotated as E3 ubiquitin-protein ligase RNF13-like. The transcript has a single exon. Bases 1 to 1038 code for a protein of 345 amino acids. Gene Ontology annotation, biological process: ubiquitin-dependent protein catabolic process. NCBI's taxonomy places the organism in Eukaryota, Metazoa, Chordata, Aves, Caprimulgiformes, Caprimulgidae. Gene Ontology annotation, cellular component: nucleus. Gene Ontology annotation, molecular function: ubiquitin protein ligase activity. The record is from RefSeq and is a predicted model, not a curated record.
AUGAAACUUCAGCUCCAACUUCUUCACUUUGUGGUUACUGCUGCCUUCUACAAUGCUGCUCUUGCAGAAAUCGUGGGCUACGUGGCUUUCAAUGACAGCUCCAUGUGCGUUGUUUAUGAAGCCAUGCCUGCGUACUAUGGGCCACGACUCCCUGCAGAAGGACUGACGGGAUAUUUGACGAGAGUGAUACCAGCAAAUGCUUGCAGUCCAAUAGAGAAUCCUCCAGCAUCAAGAACAUCCUCCAAGACAUAUAUUGCACUCAUACAAAGCUCUGACUGCUCUUUUGUCAAGAAGGUCCUUCAUGCCCAGGAGGCUGGAUACCAAGCUGCUCUUGUGUACAGUGUAGAUUCAGAGCAACUGGUUGCCGUGAUGAGUGAUAACAAAGAAAUCCAGCAACUGAUCAAGAUACCAUCAUUCUUCACUGGACAAUCUGUCUCCCUCCACUUGCAAAGGGCUUUGCAAUGCAAGGAAGAGGAGAACAUCAGACUUCUACCACCCAAACACUAUUUGAGUCUUUGUCAAGACAAUGCUAAAAAGCUUCAGGAAACUUCCACCACGCAGGAUUUCAGGGACCUAUUCUAUGUCGUUGUUGCCACAAUCUCAGUUGUGGUUGGCUUAAGCUGGUACGAGAAAGCUUGCAAGCUAAAGCUUCACACAUACAAGCAGGGAGACGAAUAUGAGUCCUGUGUGAUCUGCAUGGUGGAGUACAAGGAAGGGGACUGCCUGAAGAUCCUGCCCUGUUCUCAUGCUUACCACAGUGGCUGCAUUGACUCCUGGUUCUGCACCCAGCCCCGGAAGAAGACAUGUCCCUUCUGCAAGCAGGUGGUGAACACCUAUGGGCAAGUUGACCUCCUGCCAGAGCAGGCUGGUGAAGAUGAGAAUGAGGAGGAAGAGGACCAUGAAGACCAUGCAUUCAGAGAAGGGCAUGAAGGUGAAUAUGUUGAAGAGGAUAAAGGUCAUUCAAGUGUAGUAGAAGAGGAAGAGUUUGGUCCACUGGAGAAUGGCAUCUUUGCUGUGACUGGGAUAAAUUAUCAUUAA